GUUUAACACAAAACAGGAAGGGGAGGAAGAUUGCAACAUUAAAAGUUACGGACAGCUCUAAUAAAAGACAAGUGAGACAGAGACGAUAUCAGUGGGUGUGAGAAGAGUUUACGAACAGAGCGUGACAGAGUGCUGCGUGCAGAUAUGAUGAAGUCCGGGUGUGUCGCUUUGGCCCUGCUCUUAUUUGUAAAGGGUUCCUUUUGCCAGCUGAAUGUAUGCGGUCGUGCACCUUUAAACACCCGUAUCGUGGGCGGACAAAACGCCAUUGCUGGUGCGUGGCCGUGGCAGGUCAGUUUGCAAAACCUUUACUCUGGUGUCCAUUUUUGUGGAGGAACCCUCAUCAACAAGGACUGGAUCCUAACCGCAGCACACUGUUUCGCAAGCUCCACUGAUCCCCGCACCCUGGUCGUGUACUUGGGGAAAUACACUCUAGCGGGCUCCAAUCCCAAUCAGAUCUCCAGAGGUGUUACAAGGAUCGUCCGUCACCCCAUGUAUGACUCACGAACCCAUAACAACGACAUCGCCCUGCUGUUGUUGAGUAGCUCUGUCACCUUCACGAACUACAUCAAACCUGCGUGCCUGGCUAGUCAAAGCAGGAGUUUUCCCUCUGGCACUACAUGUUGGCUCACAGGAUGGGGACACAUUGCUUCUGGAGUGCAGCUGCCCUUUCCUGGUGUGCUGCAGGAGGUAGCAGUGCCCAUUGUUUCUAGAAGUGUGUGUGAUAAACUGCUGCAGCCUUACCUGGGAGCUGGAUCCAUUACCCAAAACAUGAUUUGUGCUGGACUCCUGGAAGGUGGAAAAGACACGUGCCAGGGAGACUCUGGAGGUCCAAUGGUGACUAAGCAGGGUGCAAUCUGGGUCCAGGCUGGUAUCACUAGCUGGGGGAUAGGUUGCGCUCGGCCUAAAUUACCUGGUGUGUACACAAUGGUGUCCCAGUACCAGUCCUGGAUAACCAGCACCAUCAGAACAAACCUACCUGGCUUUGUCUAGUUUCCUUCUGCAGGCUAGUCCAAGCAGGUGCUCAUACAGUCACAGAGGAAGACUGCUUGCAGUACUGAUGGUUCUGCCGGCCCAAAUCACACAACUACACACAUUAUAUAAACAUUAGCCUACAUAUAAGAAUAGCAUUACUUAAAACUGCAAUGACGAAAACUGAAAUUACUGAAAAUCUAUGAAAUCAAUGGUGUAAUAGCUUGGAUAUGAUCAACUUGUAUGGAAAAAAAUCUUGACAUGAAUGAUUAAUAAAAAUUCAGCAGCAUGA
This is a messenger RNA of Pangasianodon hypophthalmus (striped catfish), 1261 nucleotides long. Its product is annotated as serine protease 27. The transcript has 7 exons. Gene Ontology annotation, molecular function: serine-type endopeptidase activity. The record is from RefSeq and is a predicted model, not a curated record. Gene Ontology annotation, biological process: proteolysis. The coding region runs from base 145 to 990 and encodes 281 amino acids. NCBI's taxonomy places the organism in Eukaryota, Metazoa, Chordata, Actinopteri, Siluriformes, Pangasiidae.